UAGAUUUAUAUGAAAAAAGCUAUAGGUAUGCAUUCCAUUCUUGAAACCAAACACGAUAUUUUCCGCGUUUUAAGGUGGUUUAGCGUAUGUUCCUCAAACUCUGUGGCCCACUGGAGCUUCUUCUGCGAACCACCAGCUUUUGCCAGUCCUCCGCAAGCGCUGUUGCCGGAAUGCGCCCUAAAUACUAACGAACCCGAGUAUAAAGGGUCUCAGGAUAUAACUUUUUUGGGACUGCCCUGUUUACCAUGGUCGGGAUAUAAAAUGAUUUCUGACGAUGUAAACAUGUUGUUUUCGAACGAAUCUGAUAUUUUGGCUUCGAAAAACUACUGUAGAGAUCCGAAAGGCGUUGGAGAUGGUACUUUUUGCUAUGUUUUAAAUCAGAACGCGUCGAAAAAGUCGGUGGAAAAGCAAUAUUGUCGUUUGAGAAAUUGCAAAUCGCAACUUUGCAAGAUGGCAGGAACAGGCAAUGACUUUAUAGGGCAAGUUUCAACUACUAGGGCUAAUAGAACUUGCGAUAGUUGGGAUCCUACAACAAAAUCGGUUCAUUUGAACUACAUGUAUAACUUUAACGGAUCACUUUUUGCCGAAAUGAAUCCAUUGGAUGCGAAGAACUAUUGCAGAAAUCCGAACAGGGAUAUAUCAGGUAGUUGGUGUUAUACCACUGAUCCAGAAAUUGUUCAAGAUGUUUGCGAUAUUAAAGAUUGCGAUAGACCUGAAGAGUGUAUCAUUGUAGUUUCAGAUAUUUCGAAGGGAAGAAAGAUUUUUAUUCUUCCACAAUGGAAAGAAGAAGGCGUCCAUGGUGGCUUAAGAUUUUCUCUAAAAGAAUGGAACCCAGACUUGCUUUCCGGAUUUGCCUUUUCAUUUUUUUCCAAGAGCAGUUCUGACGAACUGGAACUUAUUAUUGGGGCUCAAAUGAACGAAAAAGUGGAAUUAUAUUUGAACGGGAAUCUUCUAGAGAGGAAAACGUUUCCCCAUUUGAUAUCGGCAGGAAAAUGGACCGAUUUUUGGCUACAAAUUAGAAGAGGCGAAAUAAUGUUGGGUUUCAAAGGAGUACCGACAGCAUUAUUCGAAUGGAGGGAGAAGAAUACUGAAAAACCGUUUGAACCGAUGUUUCUUUCGUACCGUACUUUAUAUCCGUCGAUGCCAAUAGGCGUCUUUUUUAAUUGCGAGGGAUGUCAAACCGAAAACACCACUGAAAAUAACUUUUUAAAUUUUGUCCCCGUUGGUCUGCAUUCUUUAGAGGAAAACAGUCAUCAUAGAAACCUCAGUUUAAAAUUGAGAGGUAAUGGUAUUGCCUGGGUAUCUUUUAUGUGGGUCACCAAUAAUUUAAACUCUUAUUUAUUCAAGUUGGAUGCAAUCAACGGUAUGAUAGGGUGGUACAAAAUCGAAGCACCUCCUAGGGCCGCGGAAGGUUUGGUUUACCCUUUGCUAGAGAUACAGUUUCAAAUUCCAAUGGUUCCAACCACUUGGACUGAGUAUAAUUUUAGUUGGGGGCAGCGUAUUAUGGAGGUCAAAAGAAAUAACGUGACAGUGCUUCAUCAUGAAAACGAUAAAGUUUUGUUACUUUAUUGGUUCUCUGUGGCUGCUGCCGAGGGGUGGGUUACUUGGAGCGCCAACUGUGAACCUCUAGAUCUAGAUGGUCCCCCCAUCGAUGGAGCAUGGUCAGCAUGGUCCCCAUGGACUUGCACUGUAUCUUGUGGAGGAGGAGAAGGAUUUAGAACAAGGACAUGCUCGAAUCCCCAUCCAAACAUUUUUGGAAAACUUUGCCAAGGGUCUCCACGUUUUAGAAACUCGUUAAUUAACGUUAUCAUGUUAUAUUUUUUUUCUUUUAGGUCGCCCACUGCAACAGGCAGGUGCAACGACUUUCCUUGUGGCGAUAUAAGCCCAGAAACUUUGGAUACAAUCCGAAACAAUCUCCAGAAACAAAGUUAUAGUCUGGUAGUAGACGAAGACGAUCGAGUUUUGAUCUUCAACGAAAAAGACUUGUUGAAAAUAGUGAAAAAUGAAUCUCCCGAAGCUUAUUUCGAGUGGACGUUAAAUGGAAUAUUUAUAAACCAAGAUAAAAGAGUCAGUUUUGACGGAAACGACGUACUGAUCAAAAAAGCGAAGUCUUCAGACUCUGGAACCUAUGUGUGCAUGAUCUAUCGCAUAAAUCGGCGUAGAGUGGUGCUAAAAACCGUUUCUUUAGCUGUAAAAUCGAAAACAUUUGACGUAGAUUCCAGGGAAACUUGGUACUAUACCCUGCAGUGCCACGCAGUAGUUCUGGGUUACAUAUACACCGAUUUAAGUCUAAAACUUGUCAUUGAUGAGAAAGUUUACAAAGAUUACGGUGUAACUACUUUGGCAGCUGUAAAUUCUUAUUUUUUUGAUCCACUUAAUCGGUCUCACACCGGUUCUUGGAGGUGUGUGGUGGAACAGAAAGACUUGGGUUUGAAGUGGGUGACGAAUUAUGUGAAGAUCAACGUGAAAAAACGGCCUAAUUUUUACACGAACUUGAUGGAAGAUAGAUUGACGGCUCCGAUCUUUGGAGGACUUAAAGACGAAAAUGCCGUGUUUGUUGUAGUUCUUUUGUUUACUGUUUUUGUUGUUUUUUGUGUGGGGAUAUUUAUAUAUUUAUAUAUGAGGUUUUGUACUCUCAAAUCUCGUUAUAAAAGAAAUAGAAGGCUGUAAAAAGUUAAAUGUAAUUUUUUACUUCCUGGAAGAAUUUUAUUUACUUUUCUGUACAUAUACCCUGCUGGCAAGCGAAACCUUGGGUCGGCGUUUACAUGUGAAUCGCUAUGGGAAUCUAGUAAGUCAGAGACUUCUUAAGGUCAGAGAGAACAAUAAUACAAGUAUUUAUUACAUAACCUCUUAAUCUGGCGCUAGAUUCCAUGCGCUUGGGAAAGUACUUUCCUUCUG
Molecule: messenger RNA, 2898 nt
Organism: Sitophilus oryzae (rice weevil)
Lineage: Eukaryota; Metazoa; Arthropoda; Insecta; Coleoptera; Curculionidae
Exons: 11
Coding region: 10-2670 (886 amino acids)
Source: RefSeq, a predicted model, not a curated record